Serpula lacrymans var. lacrymans S7.9 is the source of this 600-nucleotide messenger RNA. RefSeq lists its product as uncharacterized. Bases 76 to 384 code for a protein of 102 amino acids. Lineage: Eukaryota; Fungi; Basidiomycota; Agaricomycetes; Boletales; Serpulaceae. The transcript has 4 exons. The record is from RefSeq and is a predicted model, not a curated record.
UCCCCAUCAUCCGCACUCUAUUAUUACUGCAACUGCCUUUCUAUCAAUCUUCAUAAACACAAUCAGCUUUUCAUAAUGUCUAACCAAGAGCCCAGCAAAGCCUCUGGCCAGUAUCACUCGUUGAAGGGUACCGUUGUCGAAACUGUUGGAGAUGUGACUGGCGCUCAAUCCUGGAAGCAAACGGGUAAAGAAGAGCAUGCCAAGGGCGAGGCCGAGUACAAUGCUGCUCAAGCCCAAGGGUACGCAGAGGGCGUGUCAGAUAGAGUAGGGGGUUACAAAGACUCGGUUGUUGGAGCUGUGACAGGCGACAAAACUCAGCAGGCUACAGGAAAUGCGAGGAACGAGAAGGGUCAAACUCAGCAGGAAGUUAACAAGCCCCAAUGAUCGUAUAAUUGACUGUGCAUUUGUAUUUAGAAAUUAUUGUAUGGUCGCGUUGUUGGCGAUAAUCAUAAUUUUGAUGUUAGUGUAGUGUCUCAGUCAUUUGUAAUACGCAUUAACCACGAGUUCACCUGGACAUUCAACCUCUAAAACAGAAGGUAAACAACCUUCAUCUUGAUGAGUCGUGUUGGGGGCGAAUACAUCAGUUGCAUUCAUGUCAGG